GUCUGACCAAUGGAAGCUCAACCGAAGAGCUAAAUAAUGUCUGACCCGGGCGCAAGGCGCAGCCUGGAGCUCCGGGUCCCCGCCGCCGCCGCAGCGCCGGGGAACACCCGCCGGCUCGCCGUCCCGCGCACCCCGUCGCUCCUCGGGCUCCCGGGCCGGACCGAGGAGCCAGCCCGGUGCGCCCCCCACCUCCUGCUUGGGGGGCUUUGAUGAGAUAUUGAAUGCAGCUGCCACCGCUGCUGUGGGGCCGGCGGGGAGCAGCACCGCGACGGGGACCGGGGCUGGGCGCUGGAGCCAGAAUCGGAACCACGAUGUGACUCCGCCGCCGGGGACCCGUGAGCUUUGUGUGGACCCCGAGUUCCACCAGGUGAGAAGAGUGAUGACCAUCCUUUUCCUUACUAUGGUUAUUUCAUACUUCGGUUGCAUGAAGGCUGCCCCCAUGAAAGAAGCAAACGUCCGAGGACAAGGUGGCUUGGCCUACCCAGGUGUGCGGACCCACGGGACUCUGGAGAGCGUGAAUGGGCCCAAGGCAGGUUCAAGAGGCCUGACGUCGUCGUUGGCCGACACUUUCGAACAUGUGAUAGAAGAGCUGUUGGAUGAGGACCAGAAAGUUCGGCCCCAUGAAGAAAACAAUAAGGACGCAGACUUGUACACGUCCAGGGUGAUGCUCAGUAGUCAAGUGCCUUUGGAGCCUCCUCUUCUCUUUCUGCUGGAGGAAUACAAAAAUUACCUGGAUGCUGCAAACAUGUCCAUGAGGGUCCGGCGCCACUCUGACCCUGCCCGCCGAGGGGAGCUGAGUGUGUGUGACAGUAUUAGUGAGUGGGUAACAGCGGCAGACAAAAAGACUGCAGUGGACAUGUCGGGCGGGACGGUCACAGUCCUUGAAAAGGUCCCUGUAUCGAAAGGCCAACUGAAGCAAUACUUCUACGAGACCAAGUGCAAUCCCAUGGGUUACACAAAAGAAGGCUGCAGGGGCAUAGACAAAAGGCAUUGGAACUCCCAGUGCCGAACUACCCAGUCGUACGUGCGGGCCCUUACCAUGGAUAGCAAAAAGAGAAUUGGCUGGCGAUUCAUAAGGAUAGACACUUCUUGUGUAUGUACAUUGACCAUUAAAAGGGGAAGAUAGUGGAUUUAUGUUGUAUAGAUUAUAUUGAGACAAAAAUUAUCUAUUUGUAUAUAUACAUAACAGGGUAAAUUAUUCAGUUAAGAAAAAAAUAAUUUUAUGAACUGCAUGUAUAAAUGAAGUUUAUACAGUACAGUGGUUCUACAAUCUAUUUAUUGGACAUGUCCACGACCAGAAGGGAAACAGUCAUUUGCGCACAACUUUAAAAAAGUCUGCAUUACAUUCCUUGAUAAUGUUGUGGUUUGUUGCCGUUGCCAAGAAUUGAAAACAUAAAAAGUUUAAAAAAAUAAUAAAUUGCAUGCUGCUUUAAUUGUGAA
Saimiri boliviensis boliviensis (Bolivian squirrel monkey) is the source of this 1440-nucleotide messenger RNA. NCBI's taxonomy places the organism in Eukaryota, Metazoa, Chordata, Mammalia, Primates, Cebidae. The record is from RefSeq and is a predicted model, not a curated record.